GCUCGUUUCUUUGACCAGGUUGAUUGAGUAAAGCUAGAAUUGUAAAAAAAAAAUUAGUUAGAACUUAGAACAAUUUGUCCAUCCUAUAGAAUAAAACAUACUACAACUGUCAUUCAUUUUAGUGAACUUAAAUUAAUAGCAAUUAAGUAUGAAGUAAUACGUGCAAGAACAAAAUUUAGUGAACUUACAUCUAGCUAGUAAAAGCUUUGAAUAUAGCUUGGUAAAAAAGCUAGUGCACCUACAUACUUGGAGUUUCUUAAUAUACAUAUUGGGUUGUGAUUAUGCUUGGGGAAACCAUUAAAGCGAGAUUUACUGUUGGUCAAUAUCUUAAUACAGUUUAGUUGACCAUCCCAUGACAAUACUGCUGACAUAAAAAGUAAACUAAUAACAAGACCAUAAUGGUUAUAAGACCCUUGGCUUAAUGGAAAGUCUAACGGAUCAGUUUCUUCUGGAAAAGUUUUGUUUUCACGUUACAAAACACCUAAUGCCAAUUUAUUCACGUAUUUUUGUACUCAUUCAUUUCAUUUAGUGUUUAUUCACGUAAGAGUGUAAUUUAUUCAUGUAAAUCAAAAUCCAUAAUUUUUUUCAUAACAAUUUGUAUUGGCUAUAUUUUAUGGAGUUAAAUAUUGGAUUCUCAAUUAAUAUGUAAAAAUGUGUUGCAAUGAUCAUAAUCUACACAAUGACAUCCAUUUUAAUAUAUUUCAAAGUUUAUAAAAUUAUUUUACAAUGACGUGAAUAAAUAACAAUAUGCAUGAAUAAACACAAGGUUGCAUGAAUAAACAAUACUUGUUGCGUAAAUAAUCAACAUCUUACGUGAACGACGAUAAUAUGACAUGAAUUAACUCAAAAUUAUGAGAAUAAAUAAAAAAAUGUGUGAAUUAGAUGUUACGUAGGUGAGAAUAGACUUGAUUCUUUUUUUUAAUCCAUGUUGUGCCAAAUUAGUAAAGAGCGCGUCCCCUACUCUGUGCCCUUGCACAGGGCUGAAGGUGAAGGGAACUGUUAUGAUUUAGGAUACAAGUGACGAGAGUUUAAAUGUGUUGUAUAAUAAUGGCAGGGGAAUGCGUGAGUUUAAUCUUAUCUUCUUUGGGAGUGAAUCCAUUCUUUUGUUUUGCCCAUUUGUUUCACUUUUAGUUAAUAUGGGGAAAAUGAAUGAAAAAAAGAACAGUAGAUAAUCAUGCUCUGUUAAUCCUAGUUGCACGUACGUGUGCCGUCAAAACAAAGUUUCAACAAGUGAUUAAUGCCUGUAAUUUGACUAAUCAAAACUUAUUCAACUAUAUCUAAGCUACCUAGCUUACUCAAUGUGAAAAAAUAAAUAAGCAUCGUUGGGGUUUAUAAUCUGCAUUCAGUUGCUAAUUACGAUUAUGAAGUUAGUUAAGAGCAGGCUUACUGGUGGAAUGCUCUGGAAUUGUGCUUCCGAUAGCCAAGUUGCUGUCUCUCCCGAACGACGAGUUGUGAUGAUCCGCCGCCAUAACUGCUCUCCGAAUUCACGCUCGAGCUAAAGGAAGUCCUCGCUCCAGCUCUUGUCCGCUUCCGAUCGAUUUAGCACUUUUCUUCGUCAGUUCCUGUUAAAACGUGGAAACAUUACAAUCAAGAACGAGAACGGCAAACUGAAAUCACGAUGCGAUGGAAUCAAAUCGACAUUGCAAUUGGACUAGCUAAAUCGACGAUCCAAACACCAGUAGAAAUGAAAUUCCUAACCAUUACAAUCAAGAACCAGAGUGGCAAACUAAAAUCACGAUCCGACGGAAUCAAAACUAGCUACGAAGUAGAAAUGAAAUUCCAAACCAUCACAUUAAUCGAGAACGAGAACGGAAAAGGGAAAACAGAGGUACCGCGGCCGUCGCUGCUGCUGUUGCCUUCAGCUGACGACUCUUCGAGUUGAGAAUAGGAAGCGAAUCGGAGAGGAUCAAGCGAGCUAGUGUUGAAGGAGCAGAAGUAGUAAGCAGAAGCGAUCAGAACCGAGUGGUGUUUAGUCUCUGUGAUAGAACGCUCUGAAUUUUUAGAUCAAUCGACGAAAUCUGCUGAGAUCCAACGGAAUCAAAACUAGCUACGAAAUAGAUAUUCCUACAAUCCGAACUCCCUAGAAAUGAAAUUCCAAACCAUCACAUUAAUCAAGAACGAGAACGGAAAAGGGAAAACAGAGGUACCGCGGCCGUCGCUGCUGCUGUUGCCUUCAGCUGACGACUCUUCGAGUUGAGAAUAGGAAGCGAAUCGGAGAGGAUCAAGCGAGCUAGUGUUGAAGGAGCAGAAGUAGUAAGCAGAAGCGAUCAGAACCGAGUGGUGUUUAGUCUCUGUGAUAGAACGCUCUGAAUUUUUAGAUCAAUCGCCGAAAUCUGCUGAGAUCGGAUCCAUUUUGUGUUGUUUGGCAAAUUUGCAGAGUAUUUGGCUGAAAUUUGAGUUUGAAGGAUUUGAAUUGUCGAGGGAGAGGGAGAGGAAAAUGGAGGGGAUUGGAAAGUGAGGGAAACACAAUUGAGUUUCGUAAUUUAAAUAGGCAGGCGAGAAUCCUCGCGGGGGACGAAGAGAGAAAAGGUGUGGAUGAGUGUGUGGGGAUCCCGAGGCGGGUGAGAGGUUAUACGAAAUUGGCAACCAAAUAGGCAUGCAUGAGGGAAGGUGUGAGACUACAUGCGUCGUUUAAUCUUUUUUUCAUAAGCAUCGUUUAAUUACACAUCGUCUAAUCAUGUUUAAAACCUUUCUCUCCCAAAAAAAAUUAUUUUAAAAACUUUUUGUUAAGGGAACGACCGAACGAGAUCAACCAUGAGCUGAAAGCCGUAUUUGUUUCAAACGAUCCAGCCCGCGACCACAACUGUAACAGGCAACACGGCCCGUUACCCUUCUAAUUGCUGGUUUUGAAUGGGUUAUGGCCUUAUGGGUUUGAAUUCAAUGUAAUGGAUGGGCUUUUCCUUGCUUUUGUUAUCUACUUUGUACAUUCUCGGUUAAUGAAAUUCUGUGUAAAAAAGGAUUAAAUUAAUAGAUAAUCAUUGUGUUAUUAUGUUUAACGUAGCAACAACUUCUAAUUCCUAAUCAAGCUAGAGUAUAUAAUCACCCGAUUCAUACAAUUCGAUUUUGAAAAUACUAAAUUCAAACGCAUCCAAUAAAAUAAUAUCUUAUAGUUUGUUUAUGAUUGGGUUGUGUUGGGUGGACUAUACUUUAAGUAAAAACCCAACCCAAAGCUAAAAAAAAUAUAUAUGAUUAAUUAAAAUUUCAAUUUCAAACAAAUAAACCAUAGGAAAAACAUCAAAAUGCAAAGAAGUUGUUGAUUGGAUCUUUGAUAAAAAAACACUUUGAUUGAACAUAUGGCUAAUAUUCUCCAUAAAUAGUUACCAAAAUAAGUUAAAAAAGUUAUUCAUUAUAAGCUAACACAUCUAUAAUAUAUUAUUCGUCUAAAAUUGUAUACGAAAGAACGGAAACAUAGUUUACAGUAAAUGUAGUACUAAAUUUGGUGUACAUGCUAGAUGCUUGCAGAUACGGUGUACGUCCUGCGGCUCGGUCUCCGUUUGGUCAAAGGCAAAGUCAAUUGUAAUGAAUCACAAAAAUAUAAUGGAAUGAACACUAAAUUUAAAU
Messenger RNA from Linum trigynum, 3561 nucleotides. NCBI's taxonomy places the organism in Eukaryota, Viridiplantae, Streptophyta, Magnoliopsida, Malpighiales, Linaceae. The record is from the annotation of a GenBank genome assembly.